Messenger RNA from Cylas formicarius (sweet potato weevil), 642 nucleotides. It is a transcript of the gene mRpL55, whose product is annotated as large ribosomal subunit protein mL55. Gene Ontology annotation, molecular function: structural constituent of ribosome. Gene Ontology annotation, cellular component: mitochondrial large ribosomal subunit. The record is from RefSeq and is a predicted model, not a curated record. Gene Ontology annotation, biological process: translation. Lineage: Eukaryota; Metazoa; Arthropoda; Insecta; Coleoptera; Brentidae. The coding region runs from base 252 to 557 and encodes 101 amino acids. The transcript has a single exon.
AGGUACGUCACGAAUAGGAAUCAUUGUAUAGAAAUUAGAUGACGCACUAAAAUAAAGCAAAAUGCUAAUAUUUACGGUGUUUUAAAAGUUUAUUAACGGUCCUAAAUAUUAUGACAACUUCUUGUAACUUGACCACGUUUCCACGAGAUAAAAGAAGAAGAAGAAGGUUAGGUUAUGUAAUAAUCCCUUCAAACAAAACAGUGCUUCGAUGUUUUUAUAUUACACACCUUCGUAAAGUAAAUGAGUGAAGCAUGAAAGGACCACAACUUAUUAGAAAACUGAGCUGUUUCUCGGGGUCAAUCACGAAGCCGCACAGACUCACUUAUACUCGCACAUAUCCGACUCUGCUGGUAAAUCCGGAUGGUUCGACAUUUACGAUUCGAUAUCCAGAGCCUCGCCAAAUUAUUAAAUUGCCUUUGAAUAUUUGGACCUUGAGUGAAGCAGAACGCAAACAAAAACUUGAAUUGAGAAAGCCCAAACAAAAAAUGGUCAUUCAAGAGGAUAUUGAGGAUUCCUUUGACUCAUCUAGAUAUUUAAACUACUUGAAGAAAAAAUGAGUCGUUUUCUUAUUACAUGUUAGUUUUAUUUAUUUUUUUGAUUGAGUUGUGAAUAAAAAGUUACAAAUCUAUUGGAUUCAUUCGA